AUGAGUGGCCCCUCAGAUAAACCGACCUCUUUUCGCGUGUCGCAGCGUCAGCCCCAGGCGUGCCGAGAAUGCACAAAACGAAAGCGGAAGUGUGAUAAGCAAGAUCCCUGCUCCAGAUGCAACCGACUCAAUUUGAAAUGUACGAUAGAAGUUGUCCACCUAAGGCGCAACACGGUGCAGCAUGGGCCCGAAAUUCAGUUUUUGAGCAGCUUAAUUGAUGACUUGGACUCACUGCCUUCUGAUCAAACAACCCAGCUUGUGCAAAAGAUCAAAAACCGCGUAUUCCGGUUGGAGACUGGGCAAGACCCCGCAGAGCCAGAGGUAUUCAAUGCCGCCACGGCACACCCAGAAGAAACCCCAAACGAGGACCUUCCACCCGAGAGAGCUCCUCUCAGCGGCGCAGAAAACCCAUCGCAUCAAAAUGAGUCAUCACUUCUCACCGCAAUCGAGCAUCUCGCCUGGGGCCGUAACUCCGCCGGAUGCUUUCCACAUAGGACGUGCAAAUGCCCUUAUCGCAAAGAUGGAGUGCGAUUCCAAGCUACCACCAGCCUUCUCCAGGCCGGAGAUUUUGGGGUGGAAGUUAAGCCGAUUUUUCCCAGCCCGAGUGAUGCCCAAAAGUUGGUCAAUUUUCACAUAUGUCAUCUGGCCUGGCAUCACAAUUGCAUCCACAGCCCAACAUUUCUAGAGCAAUGUGAGCGGUUCUGGGAGAAUGGCGAGUUUGAUGACCCCUUGUGGCAAGCUGUUUACUUCUCUGUUUUGAGCUCAACCGUGAGUUCAAUCCAGGAUAGCGCGAAAGCAAGAGAGUUGGUCGAUGUCGACUUGAACACGUUACAGUCCGCGCAACAACUCUUCUCUUCCAUGAUCCAAAUCCUCUAUCAAUCGAAUUUUCUUGCCAAUCUGUCCCUUUACUCGGUUCAAGCGAUUGUCAUCUCAACUGAAGUUGCUCACAAUCUUGGACUCAGUCAGCUCAACGCAACCCUUUUCAACGCUGGAGUCCGUAUUGCUGAGUGUCUGGGAAUCCAUAAAAUCCAAGAUUACUCGUCAAAGCCCCCUCGAAGCAAGGAAGAAUGGGAGGACAAAGUGGAGCGAGAAGUUGGGAAGAGGGUCUGGUGCCAAAUGAUCAUCCAGGAUCAUUUCGCUAUUCCGUUCACAGACUCUUACAGCAUAUCCCCCAUGCAAUUUUCCACUAGCCGUCCGAUGAAUGCGGAUGAUCAUGAUAUGAGAGACAUGCCGAUCGGUCACCCCACCGUCAGCACGUACAUUCGCGUUUUGGUGAAUUUGGCAGAAUUGAUGCCCGGUUUGGUGGAUGGUUUCGGUCCGAUGAAGUCGAGGAAGCCAAUGCGACAACAAUACGAACAUAUCCUACAUAUCGAUCAGAAAAUGCGGACAGUCGUGAAAAACAUCCCAUCCUUCCUACUACGGCCAGACAAGGUCAAAGAAGAACAGAUAAAAUGGCUUGGCAUUGCUCGGCGAAGUCUCGCGAUCACCGCAGCAGAGAAAAUCAUCAUGAUCCAUCGCCCUUUCCUUUUCCGUUCUUUCAAAGACCAGACAUAUCAAUAUACAAGGCGAACAUGUGUUGCGGCCGCUAUGACUAUCUUGCGAGAGCAUGAAAUUAUUGUCAGAGAAGAGGAUAUCUCCAUUUGGACGCAUACUGCUUUUGCAAUUACAGCUGCUGUCAUAAUGUGCUUUGAAAUAAACGCAACAACCGAAGAUCAAAUCGACAUCGCUCAAGCCUACAGGGAAGCAAUCCAUGCAGCUCGCACCCGACUUGCGGCCCGAAAUAACGACGUGCUUGCUCAACGGGGCGUUGCUCUUAUCGAUGCAAUUUUCACCGCAGAUCCGUUCGCCGGAAUUUCAGGCCACCACCAAAAGUCGGUCGACUUCAGCCAAAUCCUCGCAAAAUUCUCGAGCUUCACACGACUGAAUUUAUCGCCUGAUACACCGGAGACAUCUGUCGGCAGAUUCUCUGAUAUAGACUCCGAAGAUGUCAUCGGUGCCCACUUCGAUCAGAUGCAACCUGCUUGGGACACGGCAGAGGACAUUGAUUUUGACGCGUGGUUUAAUGGGACAUUCCACUCUCUGCAAGACCCUCUAUGA
This is a messenger RNA of Penicillium salamii, 2097 nucleotides long. Lineage: Eukaryota; Fungi; Ascomycota; Eurotiomycetes; Eurotiales; Aspergillaceae. The record is from the annotation of a GenBank genome assembly.